AACCUCAGGCAAUGCAUCAGGCCAUUACUUCAUCCCUCUCCACCAACCAUCCGCACGGCUCCCUCUUCUCCAUGAUGCUGAAAAAUAUCAUCGCUGACCAUGACCCCUGAUGAUCCACACGCCCUGCCGGAUUUUACUCGGGAAUUCAUUGACCGGGACGACCUCUGCCGCUUCGAACAGGCGCUGGAUGCCCCCGCCGCUGAGCCCCUCGUUGCCAUCAACGACUGGCGCCCCAUCAACCAGCGGGUGAGGCGGGCGAGGGGCAGGCGGAAGAAACCCAAGCGGAGCAAGGACGAGACCAGAGAGGGUGUGCUGUACACCCUGCUGAAAUGGCCGUUUCUCCUCACCGUCUUCGCGUGGAUUGCCAUCCUCGCCGUCGCCUAUGCCCUGACCCGCCUGUACAUUGUGCUCUACGAACAGCUGGUGACCUGGCGGGGUAGGCGGCAGAAGCUGAGACAGGAUCUGCGCGCUCAGGACAACUAUGCUGACUGGCUGCGCUCCGCCCGUGCCCUGGACGCCUACCUGGGGAAUGAACAAUGGAAGGAGGAAGACGAGUAUGCCUACUACGACCACCUGACCGUCAACAAGGUCGUCGCGCAGUUGAAACGCACCCGGCACGAGGCCGAACACGAGCAGCUGCUUGGCCGCGCCAGCGCCAGCGAGCCUCCUGCCAUCGAGGAGCUGCGUGUCUUGCUGGAGGCCUGUAUCAAGAACAAUUUUGCCGGCGUCGAGAACCCACGCAUCUACAGCGAGACGUAUUCGGGCACCAAGGAUCUUGUGCAGGAGUACAUCGACGAGGUCCAUGCCUGUGUCCGGCUGGUGGCCGACACCCCGCAGCUCUCCAGCGCGGUCAAGUACCACCACUUUAAACACCUCGAUACAAAUUUUGGCCGCACCGCACUCUGCCUGUCUGGGGGCGCCACCUUCGCCUACUACCACUUCGGCGUCGUCAAGGCCCUGCUGGACAACGCGGUCCUGCCCGAGAUCAUCACGGGCACCUCUGGCGGCGCCCUGGUCGCCGCCCUGGUGGGCACGCGCACCGAUGAAGAACUGAAGCAGCUGCUGGUGCCCGCGCUGGCGCAUCAGAUCCGGGCCUGCCACGAGUCCUUCCCCACCUGGUUCCGCCGCUGGUGCCGGACGGGUGCCCGCUUCGACACCCUGGACUGGGCGAAGCAGUGCAGCUGGUUCUGCCGAGGCUCGACGACGUUUCGCGAGGCCUACGAGCGGACCGGCCGCAUCCUCAACGUCUCCUGCGUGCCCUCCGACCCUCACUCCCCGACCAUCCUCGCCAACUACCUCACCUCGCCCGACUGCGUCAUCUGGAGCGCCGUGCUGGCCUCCGCCGCCGUCCCGGGCAUCCUGAACCCGGUCGUGCUCAUGACCAAGAAACGCGAUGGAAGCCUGGCCCCGUAUUCAUUCGGCCACAAGUGGAAGGACGGCAGUCUGCGCACCGACAUCCCCAUCAAAGCCUUGAACCUGCACUUCAACGUCAACUUCACCAUUGUCUCCCAGGUCAACCCACACAUCAACCUCUUCUUCUUCAACUCCCGGGGAACCGUCGGCCGCCCCGUGACGCACCGCAAAGGCCGCGGCUGGCGCGGGGGGUUCCUCGGCUCCGCCAUCGAGCAGUACAUCAAACUCGAUCUCAACAAAUGGCUGCGUGUGCUGCGGCAUCUCGAGCUGCUCCCCCGCCCGCUCGGCCAGGACUGGAGCGAGAUCUGGCUGCAGAAGUUCAGCGGCACGGUGACCAUCUGGCCCAAGACCGUGCCCUCGGAUUUCUGGCAUAUCCUCUCCGACCCGACGCCGGCCCGUCUCUCCCGCAUGCUGCAUUACGGCCAGCAGGCGGCAUUCCCCAAGAUCCAAUUCAUACGGAAUAGACUCCGGAUCGAAUCGGAGAUCACCGCGGGUCUGGUUUCCUUUGCCCCAGAGGGUGUUCGUCUUGCGAACGGGGUCCCAGUAGCGGGAGAAUCAGAAGAUGAUGAUCCCCUCGUCCAACGGCUGGACGAGACCUUUCCCGAACGAUCGGAAUAUAAGGAUUCCUCGCUGUUUGAGACCGAGUCGGGUUCGUCACGCCCGCACUCGCCUGAGGGCCGAGGGCGACGGGGGAGUUUCCUCGAGGAGAUGAGGAGGCAGUCUGCUGUUUUUUUUGAAGAUAUAUAGUAGUAGUAGUAUAGUAUACUUGUAGUCAUACACAUACAGAUACAAAUACAGUGCAUUAUAUUAAAUGAUUAACCAUCUCUCCGUAACAGCUUUGGCAGCAAGCAAAUCCCCAUUCAAGGCAUAGAUACCCUGCAAGGCAACGGCGGCCUCGACCGAGAAAUCUUCCCAGAGUCCCUUUCCCUUGUUGUUGU
Molecule: messenger RNA, 2351 nt
Organism: Penicilliopsis zonata CBS 506.65
Lineage: Eukaryota; Fungi; Ascomycota; Eurotiomycetes; Eurotiales; Aspergillaceae
Exons: 1
Coding region: 100-2160 (686 amino acids)
Biological process (GO): lipid metabolic process
Molecular function (GO): triacylglycerol lipase activity
Source: RefSeq, a predicted model, not a curated record